This is a messenger RNA of Apis laboriosa (Himalayan honeybee), 1295 nucleotides long. It is a transcript of the gene Spf45, whose product is annotated as splicing factor 45. NCBI's taxonomy places the organism in Eukaryota, Metazoa, Arthropoda, Insecta, Hymenoptera, Apidae. Gene Ontology annotation, cellular component: precatalytic spliceosome. Gene Ontology annotation, biological process: mRNA cis splicing, via spliceosome; alternative mRNA splicing, via spliceosome. The record is from RefSeq and is a predicted model, not a curated record. Gene Ontology annotation, molecular function: RNA binding. The coding region runs from base 105 to 1250 and encodes 381 amino acids. The transcript has 4 exons.
AAUAUAUAAUUCUAGUAGAAUUUUAGUAAUACAUAAUAAUUUGAGGUUAAGUGUAGCAUGUUUUAAUAAAUAAGUAUAUUCAUGAAAUACAAAAAUUAAACACAAUGUCUCUUUACGAUGAUUUUGAUAAACAUCGAACAUCAGAAAAAGUAGCUGGAUGGUCAUCCAGUAUUAAAUUAUUACAAUCUCAAUUACAGUUAAAAAAAGCCGCGACUACACAGCCGAAACGUGAACAAUAUAGAAAGGCAACAGCGGUGCUAGCACCUGUAAUAGACUUAAAAUCAAAAGCUAAUAGAAAUGCAGAUAGAGAUGAUGAGGGUCCACAUAAUAAUCCACUUUCAUCUGGUACUGUUAGUAGUAUUGGAGUAGGUGGUGAAUUUGAUUGGAAUGUAAUAAAUGAAUAUGAUCCUAUGUGGCCUAAUGAAUAUGAUAAAGUUGUCAAAGAAUUAAGAGAUUUACGUGAUAGAGAACAUGAUCAAGAGACUGAAAUGCGUAAACGCAGACGGGACAGUUCACGUUUUGAAGAUACACAGACUUCUUCUGGAAAUAGUACAAUGAUCCCUCCUGAAAGAGAUGAGGAGAGAACUCCCACAUCAAGAGGAAUUGCAGGAGGAGCAGCUAUAGCUCCACCACCUUCUUUACAAGAAUCUUCUGAUCUUCCACCUCCAGCACCAAGACCUCCAACUAGCAUGGGAUAUGCUACAUCAUCAGUAGCAGCAAAAAUAAUGGCCAAAUAUGGUUUCAAAGAAGGACAAGGACUUGGUAAGAAAGAACAAGGAAUGUCUGUUGCUUUACAAGUAGAAAAAACCAGUAAACGAGGUGGAAGAAUUGUUGGAGAAAGAGAACAACUUAUGCCACCACCACCACCUGUUGCUGCUUCUCCACCUCCACAACAACAAAUUAUUCCUCCACAACCUUCAGAAGAACCUAGUAUUACAGAAAUAAUGAAAUGUCCAAGUAAGGUUGUAUUAUUGCGUAACAUGGUUGGUCCUGGAGAAGUGGAUGAUGAUCUUGAACCUGAAGUUAAAGAUGAAUGUAAUACAAAAUACGGCGAUGUUGCGCGUGUCAUUAUCCAUGAAGUAACAGAAGCUGCUCCAGAAGAAGCUGUUAGAAUCUUUGUGGAAUUUAAAAGAAUAGAAAGUGCUAUUAAAGCUGUAGUUGAUUUAAAUGGACGUUUUUUUGGUGGAAGACAAGUUAAAGCAGGUUUUUAUUCCAGUGAAAAACUUGAUAGUUUACAAUUAAUGGAUUAAUUUCUUAUUUAAUAAUUUCAUUUAAUAAAUGCAUCUUAACAAAUA